CGACCGUCCGGCUGCCCUUUAAAGUAACGCGAUCAAUUCCAACGCAUACACCCAAGCGUUAUCUGAAUUCACUCUAAGAUAAGCAUUGAAAGACACUGAUCACUUAACUUCGAAAGGUUGACCAGUUUUUGUGAAACGGUUAUAUUGUGCUUAAGAAAGUCUCUUGCGCUUUCUGCAUAUCUUGUAGUCUAAACGGAUUUUUAAAUCAAAAUCCGCCCUCCUGUUGUGUAUAUGACUACUUUAUAUUCAAGGAUUUCCCCUUGCCCGCACUUUUUGCGAGAAAGGGAUAGUACUGCAUUACACUUCAGCCAGCAAGUAAACUGGGUUUAAUGGCCUCUGAUACUGGUUAUAAUUUAUAGACGGUUGAAGAAUGAUUUAUAAAACGGUCAGAACAAGCAUGAACGGAUUGCGUGAGCAUCAGUUUCAUUCAUGAUGGUUAAAAGGCAUGUGAGUGAGACCAUGAACUCCUAAAGCGGUCUUUAGUUGGUUCUGUUUUUUACGAAAGAUUGCACAUUGGCAGAAUAAACGAUGACAUUGUGAGGUUUUUCCCUUCAACGAAGAUACAGUUCGACCGAGCGCGUUUGUAAGUGGCCGGCGACCUGUCAAACGAAUCUUGCGUGUGAAAGGACCAGCCCCAACGAUGAAACCUUGGAAGAAAUGCUUGUUGCUCCUCACGGCCUUGUUUGUCUAUCUGUCUGUUGGCGCCUUCGUCAUGAUCCGGAUCGAGAACGAUGCGACCAGCCGCGCCCAGACGGAAUUCUUCGACAAGCUGGCUGUCUUCGUACAGGGCCACUACGCCUGCGGUGCGACCCCGGACCGAGUGCUAGCCUUACUAGAGAAGGCGGGUGUGGCUAGCUCCAGAGAGGCGUUCCAUUCUGCCUUGGCAAUUCCAGACAGCGAACUGGUCCCGGUGUGGUCCUGGCCGAACGCCAUUCUUUUUGCCUCCAGUGUUGUGACCACUAUAGGUUACGGGAGACAGGCACCCAAAACUCCCGGCGGGCAGAUUUUCUGCCUCUUCUUUGCGAUCCUGGGCAUACCGUUGUGUUACGCCAUGCUCUCCGUGGUUGGCGACACGUUCAACGAGCUCUGGAAGAAGUUCAUCCGAGGCUCGGACAGGUGCUUCAAGGCCAUCAGGUCCAAGAAAGCCCGUCGGGUACUGCUAGGUGUCCUGACCCUGACGGGGCUGUGGAUGCUACUCGCCCUUCUUCCGUCCGUCAUCUUCACCAAGACCGAACCCUGGGACUGGUGGCGGGCCCAGUACUUCUGCUUCGUCUCCCUCAGCACCAUCGGCUUCGGGGACUUGAUCUACGGCCAGGAAAGGGAAGGAGACUCUUACGUCUUGGACUGGAGCUACAAGAUGGGCAUCCUGGUCUACUUCUUCCUGGGCCUGAGCUUGAUCUCCAUCGUCUUUAAAGGGGUUUGGCACUCCCAGCGGAAGAACCUGCACCGGGCGCAUGCCAGAUUCCGCAGGACGCGCGGUCAGAAAUGCCGCAGCUACACCCUGAGGCCCAGCCCGCCCAGCGCCGCAAGGCACAUUCCCCCCGCGGAGUCUGCGAUUUCGAACCUUGCUCGAAGCUAUCACACGGAGUUUGGCCUGAUGGAUGCCUUUAGGAGAGACGCACAGGGACAGGGAGUGACUGGACUGUCGUACCGACUCACCGUUGAAGUGACACGUGAUGGGGAUUGUGACUCGGGCCAUGGCUCCGUUAAUAUUUCCAACUCAGAGUUUGAAACGAAGAUAUGAUCCUCGGAAUGGGAAACAGUUUGCAAACUUAUGAUGUUCCGACAGUUUCUUUAACUUGUCUAUUGGGAACUCUGCCCGUAUAGUGUAGGAUGGUAGCACUCAAAUUACCACACAACAAAAUUAGGGGGUUCGUGGGAGAAGCUCGUUAUAAGGUGAAAAAAAUUGGGCCGGUCAGAAAGUCAAUAGAGCAUGGAAAUGUCUUUCAUUUUGGUGAACAUUUUUAUCUCAAUGGGAUGCGCCAUUCCCACGUCAUUAAUAGCAUGAAAAAGACGGAAGGAGGUUUUUCAUCAUUUUCCCUGCUAAAAGGAUGUUAGCAUGUAAUAAUAAUACUAACGUCACAAAACAUGUUUCAAGUACGCUAACGGCCCAUUGAAAUGGGAGGUAAUGGAGUUCAAGUUUAUUCCUGGCAAAAGGAAAUGCCAUUUAAGGCAGACGGACCGAUAAAAGGUCGCAAGCAUAAAAAAAUGUGAUUAACUUCGAAAUUAAGUAAUACUUUGAAAUAAAAAUGUACAAGAAUGUUUCAAUUAUAGACAACCUUCAUGAGUCAAAA
Molecule: messenger RNA, 2294 nt
Organism: Patiria miniata (bat star)
Lineage: Eukaryota; Metazoa; Echinodermata; Asteroidea; Valvatida; Asterinidae
Product: potassium channel subfamily K member 7-like
Exons: 2
Coding region: 641-1744 (367 amino acids)
Biological process (GO): stabilization of membrane potential; potassium ion transmembrane transport
Cellular component (GO): membrane
Molecular function (GO): potassium ion leak channel activity
Source: RefSeq, a predicted model, not a curated record